CGCCCGGUUCCUCAAAAUCUCCCAUCCGCAGUUUGAUGAUGUUGGGUUUUCUAUGAGCGUGUGAAACCGAUGACAGCUCUUUAUUAAACUAACAAAUGCCCCAGAACUGAGCGGAGCCGUGUAGAUCAACGAAAGUGCGGUCGAAAAGGGCGCAAACAUGUCGGCCAGCGCUGUUUAUGUGUUAGACCUGAAGGGGAAGGUCCUGAUCUGCCGUAAUUACCGCGGUGAUGUGGACAUGUCUGAGAUUGAGCAUUUUAUGACUCUGCUGAUGGAUAAAGAGGAGGAGGGCACACUUUCACCCAUCCUGGCUCACGGUGGAGUGCGCUUCAUGUGGAUUAAACACAACAACCUGUACCUUGUUGCAACAUCCAAAAAGAACGCUUGUGUCUCCCUGGUUUUUUCUUUCCUCUACAAAAUUGUUCAGGUUUUCUCUGAGUACUUUAAGGAGCUGGAGGAGGAGAGUAUCAGAGAUAACUUUGUCAUUAUCUAUGAGCUGCUGGAUGAACUCAUGGAUUUCGGAUAUCCUCAAACUACUGACAGCAAGAUCCUCCAGGAAUACAUCACACAGGAAGGUCAUAAAUUGGACACAGGAGCUCCUCGACCCCCUGCGACCGUCACCAAUGCCGUGUCCUGGAGGUCGGAGGGCAUCAAGUACAGGAAGAACGAGGUUUUCCUGGACGUCAUCGAGUCCGUUAACCUCCUGGUCAGUGCGAAUGGAAAUGUCCUUCGCAGUGAGAUUGUUGGCUCCAUUAAGAUGAGAGUGUUUCUCUCAGGGAUGCCAGAGCUGCGUUUGGGUUUGAACGACAAGGUUUUGUUCGAGAACACUGGCCGUGGUAAGAGUAAGUCGGUGGAGUUGGAGGAUGUGAAGUUUCAUCAGUGUGUGCGUUUAUCUCGAUUUGAGAAUGAUCGCACCAUCUCCUUUAUUCCUCCUGAUGGAGAGUUUGAGCUGAUGUCCUACCGCCUCAACACACAUGUAAAGCCACUGAUCUGGAUCGAGUCUGUGAUCGAGAAGCAUUCGCACAGCAGGAUCGAGUACAUGAUUAAAGCCAAGUCUCAGUUUAAGCGGCGAUCUACUACUGCCAACAAUGUGGAGAUUCAUAUUCCAGUCCCGACAGACGCCGACUCGCCAAAGUUUAAGACCACAGUGGGCAGCGUAAAGUGGGUGCCGGAAAACAGCGAGAUUGUUUGGUCUGUGCGUUUGUUUCAGGGAGGUAAGGAGUAUCUGAUGAGGGCUCAUUUCGGCCUGCCCAGCGUCGAGGCGGAGGACAAAGAGGGAAAACCACCUAUCAGUGUCAAGUUUGAGAUCCCCUAUUUCACCACUUCUGGAAUCCAGGUGCGUUACCUGAAGAUCAUUGAGAAGAGUGGAUAUCAGGCCCUGCCGUGGGUUCGGUACAUCACCCAGAACGGAGACUAUCAGCUGCGGACUCAGUGAGAGGAACGCAUCAUGGGUCACGUCACACUCAUCUGCAGCAGAAUACUCAAAUACAGGUCAUGCUUUGGCUACAGCUCACAAUAAUGGAUUGAAAUUGAAUCUUUAGUACAGCGUUGACUAGAUUUGGUCCCGAUUACAAAGAUCCUGAUCGUUGGAAAACACAAGUGGAUGAUGAAUCACUAGUAACUAAUAAGAUGUGAAUCAUAUGACUCUUUUGAAUCGUUAAAUUUUUGAAUCAUUUUUUUCUAUUGUUUAAUUGUUUUUUCCAUGAUAAUAAAUCAUUCCUGUUGUAGCCGGUUUCAA
Molecule: messenger RNA, 1735 nt
Organism: Danio aesculapii
Lineage: Eukaryota; Metazoa; Chordata; Actinopteri; Cypriniformes; Danionidae
Gene: ap1m1
Product: adaptor related protein complex 1 subunit mu 1
Exons: 12
Coding region: 158-1432 (424 amino acids)
Biological process (GO): intracellular protein transport; vesicle-mediated transport
Cellular component (GO): clathrin-coated vesicle; clathrin adaptor complex
Molecular function (GO): clathrin-cargo adaptor activity
Source: RefSeq, a predicted model, not a curated record